This is a messenger RNA of Lagopus leucura (white-tailed ptarmigan), 2876 nucleotides long. It is a transcript of the gene UEVLD, whose product is annotated as UEV and lactate/malate dehyrogenase domains. Gene Ontology annotation, molecular function: ubiquitin binding; oxidoreductase activity, acting on the CH-OH group of donors, NAD or NADP as acceptor. Lineage: Eukaryota; Metazoa; Chordata; Aves; Galliformes; Phasianidae. Gene Ontology annotation, biological process: carboxylic acid metabolic process; endosome to lysosome transport; protein modification process. The transcript is spliced from 12 exons. The record is from RefSeq and is a predicted model, not a curated record. Gene Ontology annotation, cellular component: ESCRT I complex. Bases 20 to 1459 code for a protein of 479 amino acids.
CGCCUGGGAGGCCGCGGCCAUGGCGUUCUCGGCGGAGGCGCUGCGGAAGCAGCUGGGCAAGUACAAGUUCAGAGACCUGACCGUAGAGGAAGUGACGGCUGUCAGCAGGGCGCACCCGAACUUCUCCUUCUCCAUGAACACUUACACCUUCAAGGAUGGAUCCCAGAAAGACCUCCUGAAUUUCAGUGGCACUGUCCCGGUGAAAUAUGGUAACUCCUAUAAUAUACCCAUUCGUCUGUGGAUUUUGGACUCUCAUCCCUUUGCUCCUCCCAUUUGCUUCCUGAAGCCGACUGCCAACAUGGGCAUUGCAGUGGGGAAGCAUGUGGAUGCUCACGGCAGGAUUUAUUUGCCCUAUCUGCAGAACUGGAGCCAUCCUAAAUCAACUAUCAUUGGAUUAAUCAAGGAAAUGAUUGCAAAAUUUGAGGAGGAGCUGCCUUUGUAUUCACUGUCAUCUUCUGAUGCAGACAGGCAAUCAGAACUUCUCUCCUACAUCGCAAGGAUUACUGAAGGAGAGACUGACAUAAAAUCAAAGAGUAAAAUGGGUGGAGUGAGAAACGGAGGGUGCUUUAACAAAGUGACUGUGGUUGGAGCUGGAGAUCUGGGCAUUGCAUGUGUGCUGGCGGUUGUAGCAAAGGGUGUUGCUGACAAGGUGGUUCUUCUGGAUCUUUCUGAAGGUGCAGCAAAAGGAGGAACCAUGGAUUUGGAGAUCUUUGCUUUGCCAAACGUAGAGAUCAGCAAAGAUUUUUCAACUUCAACUGAUUCAAAAGUUGUGGUGCUUACAGUGAACUCUCUGGGUAAUGCUCAGACGUACCUGGAUGUCAUACAGAGCAAUGUGGAUUUGUUCCGAGGAAUUAUCCCAGCAAUAUCGCACUACAGUCAGAACUCCGUGCUGCUUGUUGCUUCUCAGCCAGUUGAAAUUAUGACAUACGUAUCAUGGAAGCUGAGCGCAUUUCCCAAAAGCAGAGUUAUUGGAGUAGGUGGCAAUCUGGAUACUGAGAGAUUUCAGUACAUACUCACAAAGCUUUUGCAAGCAGAGACGCUGGGAAAAGAUGCUUGGAUUAUUGGUGAACAAGGGGAAGACAAAGUACCAUCAUGGACCAGCUCUAAGUCAGUUACAAAUGAAACAGAAACAAUUGCUGCUCAUGACUCCAGAGAAAAGGUGGCUAACAGAGCUGUGGAAGUUCUCAAGGGAAAGGGUCAGAGAUCCUGGUCUGUUGGGCUCUCAGUUGCUGAUUUAACUGACAGUAUCCUGAAAGAUAAAAGGAAGGUUCAUUCUGUAUCCACUCUUGCGAAGGGAUUUUGCAGUAUAAACAGUGAAGUAUUCUUAAGCCUUCCAUGUGUUCUUGGAACCAGUGGAGUAAUUGAAACGAUCACACUAGAAGAAGAUCUGCUGGUACAAGAGAAACUGCAAAGCAGUGCAGGAUCAAUUCAUGACCUUCAGCAGCAGCUGAAACUGUAAGCACUAAGGAAGCUACAGCAUCUGCUCACACAAGUUGAAGCUUUGCUAGGCACGAAGGGUUGCUUGGUGCGUACGUUUUUCUAUGCCAAACAAAUUUUUUUAACUUGCUUUCAAAAGUGUUUUCCUUACUUACUGUUGGUUGAAAUAAUUUAAUACUGCACUGCCCGGUUGGAAUGUCCCACUUGAAAAGUGCACUUUCGGUAGCCAAAAUGGGCAGAGUGAAGUGCAAGAAUACUUUGUCUAAGAUCAGGUAACAUUUGCCUGGUUCUUUUUCUUUGUAUUCUGUUUUGUUUUUGCUGCUAAUGAUGGCUUGAUUCUUGGGUUUUUCAUAGCUCUGUGCACCUCAUUAGGACACAGCCUAGGACAAGAACUUAUCCAGCACCUUGGAAGCUCUGGUGUGCAGAGCCAACAAGAGCUCCUCCUGGUUUCUGAGGGCUGGUAUGGGCUUGCCCAGAAUAUGGUUGCAGGGCAGCAACCUAUUGCAGGCAGUCUAAUGUCAAUGGACUCUAUUCUUGCAUAUUACUAUGGGGAAAGAAAAUGUGAAAGCAUGAAGUAUUGCGUAUGAAUUUCUGUUGUAUAUUUACUGAUAUCUGAGUCUCUGUCAUUGGGUGACUUGUUAGCUCUUAUUUUCUAAGGGUGUUCAGAGCACGAAAGUAUCUGCAGGUGUUGGUAUGUCCCGUGCAGCAGCAGAAUGGGUGCCCUUCCUGAAAGGAGAAGUGGGAAUGGGCACCAGGCAGGGAAUGAGGUCUGCCCAUUGGGCAGCGUGGAGGUGGCUAGAGUUCAAGCUCUGAUCCAAAGCUACUUGCUGCCCGACUGAGGAGGAGAGGGUAGCUCCUUGAGGAGGCAACAGGAUCUGUAUCCUUCUGCAGGAAGGCCAAAGACACGAUGGAAAAAGAUGCAAAUUCUUAGAUGAAAAAGCACGUAUUUUUUUAAGGUGAAGAGCUUUCUGUGUUCUAAACUCUGGUGUGGUUGCACUGGUGAGAGAGCAGACUGCAUUCAGCCCAGGUAUAGAUGAGCAUCGGGCUGCAGAACCAGAGCAGCAUGGGUGUCUCUGCUGCUAUGUGCAGCAUCAGCCUGUCAUUCCCUGGGCGUGUGCUGAACUACGGCUUCUGAAAUAGCAAUGGAACCUCCAGAGAACAAGUAGAAUACUUGUCAGAGCCAAAGAUUAUUCCUUCCUGCCUUCCACUUGUAUCUACAAAGAGCCAGCGCUGCAUAAACCAGGAUUUUAUAUUGAUAAAAAUAGUGUAAUUAUAUAUAUAUAAUAUAUAUAUUACUAUAUACAUAUAUAGUAAUUGGGUAAUUCAGGUGGGUUUUCAGUGAAUGCUAAAGUUUCCUUUCUGGUGGGGCAGAAUGGGUGCUAACAGCAGCUGUGUGACUUAAACACUACAUUAAACAAGUGCCCAGUGCUGGGGCCGGA